AUGGCGGCGGCGGCGGCGGCGCUGCUGGGGCGGGCGGUUGCGGCCUGCGGGGCCCGGCGGGGCCGGGGCUGGGCCCGGGCCUGGGCCCGGGCCUGGGGCCGGGCCUGCAGCGGCAGCACCGGAACCGGGGCCGUGCUGCGGGAGCGGCUGCGGCGGGACCAGGCAGCAGGGGGCGCGGGAGCCGCGGGGGACGCGGAGGAGCAGCGGCGCUGGGCGCGGGGCGGGGCGCGGCGCUUGGCCCUGCGCCUGGCGGGGCUGCUCGGGGCCGGCGGCGGCGUCGCCAUCGUCUGCAUCUUCGGUAGCAAUGCAGUGGAUGAGCACGGAGCAAAGAUCCCAGAUGAGUUCGAUGGAGACCCCGUGGGCAUCCAGCAGCUCCGUAGGACCUACAAGUACUUCAAGGACUACAGGCAGAUGAUCAUCGAGCCCACCAGCCCCAAGCUGCUGCCGGACCCCCUGCAGGAGCCCUAUUACCAGCCCCCCUACACGCUGGUCAUCGAGCUCACGGAUGUGCUGCUGCACCCCGAAUGGUCGCUCGUCACCGGGUGGCGCUUCAAGAAGCGCCCGGGCAUCGAGAGCUUCCUGCAGCAGCUGGCGCCGCUCUAUGAGAUCGUGGUGUUCACCUCCGAGACCGGCAUGACCGCAUUCCCGCUCAUCGACAGCGUGGACCCGCACGGCUUCGUCUCUUACCGCCUGUUCCGUGACGCCACGCGCUACAUGGACGGGCAGCACGUGAAGGACAUCUCGUGCCUGAACCGGGACCCGGCGCGGGUGGUGGUGGUGGAUUGCCGGCGCGAGGCCUUCUGCCUCCAGCCCCACAACGGCCUGGCCCUGCCGCGCUGGGACGGCAGCUCCGAGGACCGGCAGCUCUACGACCUGGCUGCCUUCCUCAAGACCAUUGCGCUCAGCGGCGUGCCGGACGUGCGCCCGGUGCUGGAGCACUACGCGCUGGAGGAGGAUCCCUUGGCAGCCUUCAAACGGCGCCGGACGCAGCUGGAGGAGGAGGAGCAGCAGCGCCGGGAGGAGCUGGCCCAGGGCAAGAAGCCCCCCCCGGGGCUGUUCCUGGGCUCCUGGGCCGGGCGCCUCUGGGGGCGCUCCAAGCAGCAGUGAUGGCGUCAGAGUGAUGUCAGCGUGACGUCAGAGAGGAGCAGCGCCCGCCGGGGGGAAGGGGCACUGCCUCCCUGCUCCCACCCCCCUACCA
Pezoporus occidentalis (night parrot) is the source of this 1198-nucleotide messenger RNA. It is a transcript of the gene TIMM50, whose product is annotated as translocase of inner mitochondrial membrane 50. Gene Ontology annotation, cellular component: TIM23 mitochondrial import inner membrane translocase complex. The transcript is spliced from 11 exons. Bases 1 to 1107 code for a protein of 368 amino acids. Gene Ontology annotation, biological process: protein import into mitochondrial matrix. NCBI's taxonomy places the organism in Eukaryota, Metazoa, Chordata, Aves, Psittaciformes, Psittacidae. The record is from RefSeq and is a predicted model, not a curated record.